AGCCCGAAACGUGAAAAAUAGAACGGACAAGUUUGCGUUUUAUUCAUCUAGGGUUCUUCUCUCAAUCAGACAUUCAGCUUUUCUGAGGGAUUUUUUCUUUUUAUUUUUUAUCGGAGAAUCGGAGAGUGUGAAGAAGAUUUAUUAAGGGCAGGAACCAUGUACGGAUCAAGGGGGGCAAUGUUGGGAAGCGGGGGGGUUUCGGACGGGUACGAGGUCGGCUCAAAGAGACAAAGAAUGAUGGAAUCAAAUCCCUACUUCGCAGUGAGCAGCAGCUCCAGUGGUUUUCAACCAUACGGCUAUGGUGGUGGCUUUCAGCCCCCUUCCUUUCCUGUGGUUCGUCUCAGAGGCUUACCUUUCAACUGCACUGAUAUUGAUAUCUUCAAGUUCUUUGCCGGACUAGACAUAGUGGAUGUGUUGCUGGUCAACAAGAGUGGACGGUUCUCGGGAGAGGCUUUUGUUAUUUUUGCUGGGUCCAUGCAGGUUGAUUUUGCUUUACAGAGAGACAGGCAAAAUAUGGGGCGCAGGUAUGUGGAAGUUUUCAGGUGCAAGAGACAAGAUUACUACAAUGCUGUGGCUGCAGAGGUGAAUUAUGAAGGAAUUUAUGAUAAUGAUUACCAUGGAAGUCCUCCACCAUCUCGUGCAAAGAGGUUCAAUGACAAAGAUCAAAUGGAAUACACUGAGAUUUUAAAGAUGCGUGGUCUCCCUUUCUCUGUUAAGAAACCUGAUAUAGUUGAAUUCUUUAAAGACUUCAUGCUUAUUGAAGAUAAGAUACACAUCGCAUGCCGCCCUGAUGGGAAAGCUACUGGUGAGGCAUUUGUGGAGUUUGCUUCCGCAGAGGAGGCCAAGAGAGCAAUGUGCAAGGACAAGAUGACAAUAGGUACAAGGUACGUCGAGCUAUUCCCUUCGACAAAAGAUGAAGCUCGACGUGCUGAGUCAAGAUCGAGGCAGUGAAUAGCCAUUGAAGCUGGGAAUUUUGAUGGCUGACUUUUUUUGUUAUCUCUGUAGUUCUUUCAGCCAGCUGUGCAUAUUAUGCAUAUGCACCUUUUUGUUCUGUGUGAAGCUUACAUUACAUUGUGCCUCAAUAUUGCUUAUGUUUAGGUUAUAUGCAUAGAAUAUUCAUUAAUAUAUUUGUUAUCCUUUGAAUAUUA
Molecule: messenger RNA, 1148 nt
Organism: Pistacia vera
Lineage: Eukaryota; Viridiplantae; Streptophyta; Magnoliopsida; Sapindales; Anacardiaceae
Product: heterogeneous nuclear ribonucleoprotein F
Exons: 2
Coding region: 157-951 (264 amino acids)
Cellular component (GO): ribonucleoprotein complex
Molecular function (GO): RNA binding
Source: RefSeq, a predicted model, not a curated record